Messenger RNA from Homo sapiens (human), 13956 nucleotides. RefSeq names its product centrosomal protein 43 (gene CEP43). The coding region runs from base 17 to 1216 and encodes 399 amino acids. Gene Ontology annotation, biological process: microtubule anchoring. The record is from RefSeq and is marked reviewed. Gene Ontology annotation, cellular component: centriole; centrosome; microtubule organizing center. Lineage: Eukaryota; Metazoa; Chordata; Mammalia; Primates; Hominidae. The transcript has 13 exons.
GUCUUGGAGAAGCAAGAUGGCGGCGACGGCGGCCGCAGUGGUGGCCGAGGAGGACACGGAGCUGCGGGACCUGCUGGUGCAGACGCUGGAGAACAGCGGGGUCCUGAACCGCAUCAAGGCUGAACUCCGAGCAGCUGUGUUUUUAGCACUAGAGGAGCAAGAAAAAGUAGAGAACAAAACUCCUUUAGUUAAUGAGAGCCUGAAAAAGUUUUUAAAUACCAAAGACGGUCGUUUAGUGGCUAGUCUUGUUGCAGAAUUUCUUCAGUUUUUUAACCUUGACUUUACUUUGGCUGUUUUUCAACCUGAAACUAGCACACUGCAAGGUCUCGAAGGUCGAGAGAAUUUAGCCCGAGAUUUAGGUAUAAUUGAAGCAGAAGGUACUGUGGGUGGACCCUUAUUAUUAGAAGUGAUCAGGCGCUGUCAACAGAAAGAAAAAGGGCCAACCACUGGGGAAGGUGCACUUGAUCUAUCUGAUGUACAUUCUCCACCAAAGUCACCAGAGGGAAAAACAAGUGCACAGACAACACCAAGUAAGAUACCAAGGUAUAAAGGACAAGGUAAGAAGAAGACAAGCGGGCAGAAGGCUGGUGACAAGAAGGCCAAUGAUGAGGCCAAUCAGAGUGAUACAAGUGUCUCCUUGUCAGAACCCAAGAGCAAAAGCAGCCUUCACUUACUGUCCCAUGAAACAAAAAUUGGAUCUUUUCUAAGCAACAGAACUUUAGAUGGCAAAGACAAAGCUGGCCUUUGUCCAGAUGAAGAUGAUAUGGAAGGAGAUUCUUUCUUUGAUGAUCCCAUUCCUAAGCCAGAGAAAACUUACGGUUUGAGGAAGGAACCUAGGAAGCAAGCAGGAAGUCUGGCCUCGCUCUCGGAUGCACCCCCCUUAAAAAGUGGACUCAGCUCCCUGGCGGGAGCCCCUUCUUUAAAAGACUCUGAGAGUAAAAGGGGAAAUACAGUUUUGAAAGAUCUGAAAUUGAUCAGUGAUAAAAUUGGAUCACUUGGAUUAGGAACUGGAGAAGAUGAUGACUAUGUUGAUGAUUUUAAUAGUACCAGCCAUCGCUCAGAGAAAAGUGAGAUAAGUAUUGGUGAAGAGAUAGAAGAAGACCUUUCUGUGGAAAUAGAUGACAUCAAUACCAGUGAUAAGCUUGAUGACCUCACACAAGAUCUGACUGUAUCCCAGCUCAGUGAUGUUGCGGAUUAUCUGGAAGAUGUUGCAUAGACACGAAGAAGGAAGUAUUCUAAUUAACAAGGACAGAGGACUGACCGGUUCCAUUUUUUUUUUUUCCAGACAAUCACUCAGCUGGAAUGUCUGCUCUCUAUUGGUGCCUUGCAUUUCAAAAACACUGCAGAUAUUUUUUAAAAGUAAUUUUCAUUUUACUAAACAAAAUACUUCCUAUUUGAGCCCAUGUGUGGAAGAUUUAAUAUUCUUAAUUUAACUGUACAUUUCUUUAUGGAAAUUGAUUAUCUACACUCAGUUUCAUUACAGGGAAGGAACCCAUGAAAACAUCAGUGUUAAGAGCAUGAUGAAAGGUGUCAAUAAAGCCGUAGGAUCGCGCAACCCUUUGUGUGUGUGGCUGCUGGUACGUGUGAUCUUUGAAAACCUUGGCUUUAGCCCUCUGGAAUCAGAGCUUACCCACCAUAGUAUAUUUUGAUAUUAGGUGGUUCUACACAUAGUUGGCAAAAUGACUUGGUAAAUUUGUAAUGCUGAAGUAUAUUAGUAUAAGUUAAAUUUGAUGUGUCAACUUUAUUUUGUAUUUCCUUCCAUUUGGAAGGUUUGUUAGACCAUUAAGGUUAUAUUAAAGUACUCUUGUGUGUGCUAUUUAGUUUUGCUUGUUUUAAAGAAAUCUAGAAGUGGUUAUGAGUUUUAAUUCAUAGAAUUGUCAAUAACAUAACAUUUGCAAUCGUCAUUCCUCCUGUUAUCCAUGUAAGCAGCUUUAGUCGUAGGUUCUCUUCAUUAUAAUUUAUUAUCUGUAAAGAUUCCUUGAAACUUAAAUGCAUCUGAAACCAUUAAGCAGUGCUUUUAUUUCAGAUCUGUAAGUUAAUUGUAUUAAAAUCCAAAUUGGAAUGAAAUAGUAGUAAUGGCCUAAGACCAUGUUCAGUUUGACAAGCUUUAUAUACUGUACAUAAUUUCAUUGUAACCCUUAAAAAUAGAGCCAAUAAUAGAAUUUCCACAGUCUCAUUUAUACGGUUAAAGCAUUAUUGCUAUUAUGUAGGUCACGGAUGUUUAUAAUACUAAAGUAUUUUAAAAUGUGCAAGUAGAAAAAACAGUAGAAAGUGAUGCAUGCAUAUUUAUAUAUAAGUAAAGCAGGAUUGUGCUGUUUUUGCACUUUAUAAUUUCAAUUAAGUUGCGGCUUUUUACUACAAGUUAACUUUAUUAGUAAAAGGAGCAAAUUAGACCUAAUUCAUUGAUCUCGGUUAAGUGAGCAGACUGCAUGACUUGUGUAAUGCCAGUUUCUCAUUUCAUAUUAGCCUAAAUAUUACAGAAAUUACUCCUUGGGCUCUAAAAUGUAGAGGAAAUGAAAAUGUAAGGAUUAAGGCUGUGUAACAGAAUCUGGCUUUUUAAAAUUUAAGUGAAACUAAGCUGUAAACAUCAAGAGGAAGUAGGACAUAAACUGGGCCGGUACAGCCUGGGAGCCCUGUGUAUUUCUGCCCUCCGUCUGUGAGCUGCUAUCUCAGUCUCCUUCAGCUCUUCAUGUCUUAGUAAACAGCACCACGUGCAGAUGUAAUCUUGUUGCAGUCCCCCAGUGUGGUUGUUAUAAAAUGCAUUUCUUUGUAAGUCAUCUCUGUAAACAGUCACUUUCUAAAAGCACUAUAGUUCUGGUCCCCUGGAAUCUGGAUCACAUGUAUGAUUUAUUUUUAAUAUUUGAUAGGAACUAGGUUUCAGUGAAAUGAUUUGAAAGCAUAGCAGGAUGUGGCUUUUUAAAUUUAUGAAACUUUCGAACAGUAGCAACUGAAAUUUGUCACUUUUCUGUUACGCAGAGAAUCAGACCUUUUGAUAAUAUUUGGGAGGGUAAAAGAAAUAUGCCAAAUAUGAAACUUUUUUGUCAGCACUACAUACAUCUUUUUUUUGCGGGGGGCGGGGGGGACAGAGUCUCACUGUGUCACUCAGACUGGAGUACAGUGAUGCGAUCUCGGCUCACUGCAACCUCCGCCUCCUGGGUUCAAGCGAUUCUCCUGCUUCAGCCUCCUGAGUAGCUGGGAUUACAGGUGCACACCACCACGCCCGGCUAAUUUUUGUAUUUUUAGUAGAGAUGGGGUUUCACCAUGUUGGUCAGGCUGGUCUUGAACUCCUGACCUCGUUCCUGCCUUAGCCUCCUAAAGUGCCGGGAUUACAGGCGUGAACCACCGCACCUGGCCAGUACUACAUCCAUUUUAUUGAAUGAUUUUGAAUGACUUAAAGUUCAACUAUGAAAAAGCUUUCUUUUCACAUGUACUUUUUGAUUAGGUAUUAUCAACUUAUGAAACUUGAAGAUGUGAAGUGACAGGUUUUGCAUGUGAUGAGUGUUUUCUGUUAAAAAAUAAAUAUUGAAAUAUUAACCCAUUAAAUACAUUUUUAUGGUAACCUAUGUUUUACAGUGGAGUUUUAAAAAUGCUAGGUCUUUCUUUCAUUUUAUUGAUAACUACAAAUGAAUAAAAAGCAUUUAUUCUCUUUGUUGAUAUUCGGUUGUGCUUUUAUACUUUAUGUUGGAUAACAACCUGUGGGCAGUUGUGUAGAUGCCAUUAGUCCCUGCCUCAUGCUUGCCCACAGCUCUUCCUCCCCUCCUUACUUCCCUCUCCUGCCCAUGCACCAGAGCUGUGCCAGCCCACUGCUGCACAGCCUCUGCACCUGAGCUUGCCAAAGCCCUUCCUGUCUCAAGGUGUGAUAUUUGCCCCUCCUUGUCUGGAAUGUCCUUCCCCUAGAACUGCAUGAAGCUGGUUUAUUUCAGUCUCAUGUUCAAAGACGCUUCCAGACCUAAGGGAGAUGUCCAUUCUCCUCCCUGUCCCUGCCCCACCACUUGCAUUUACCCCUUUUAUUUUAUUCAUCUCAGCAUACUCUGAAAUGGUCUUGCUUAUUUUGUGUGUGUGUGUGUGUGUGUGUGUUUAACUAUGAGCUCGUGAGAACAGGGAUUUUCUUUUAAACUGCUGUGUACCUGGCACAACAUUUGUCCCCUAGUAUGAGCUUGGCAUCUUUGGGGCUGUAAACAGGCUUGAGCACUGACAUGGGGCCUGGAGAAUGUGGUUUCUGGCUAGGCAGCUGGAACAAUCUACAAAAUCUGAGGGGAAAGCUGUCCUUACCCUAAACCUGGGGAGGUCCCUAGGUUCAAGUCUGCAGGAAGGGGAUCUGGUUCAGGAGAAGGCCGUCCUGUGAAUUUGCCCCACCCACCAAGCUCAGCUGGAGCAGGGCCUCUGAAGGAGGUGCCCUCUGUGUGGCUCUGCUGUGGUGUUGGUUCAUGAAGGACAUGGGAGGGGGGCAGGACAGGAGAGGCAGCUCUUCCUGGAGAAAAACACACCCAGCCCAAGUUGGAGCCCUCCUGUGGCAUUGGGUGGGGAGGAUUCCCGCCAUCAGUUCUCUGUCCAUGGGUGCUAGUCUCACCCCUGCCCUCCGAGCAGUCCGUGCUCCCAGUGUCCCUGUCCUCUUUUUUUUUUUUUUUUUUUUUUGAGGUGGAGUUUUGUUCUUGUUGCCCAGGCUGGAGUGCCAUGGGGCGACCUCGGCUCACUGCAACCCCUGCCUUCUGGGUUCAAGUGAUUCUCCUGCCUCAGCCUCCCAAGUAGCUGAGAUUACAGGUGCCUGCCACCAUGCCCAGCUAAUUUUUAUAAUUUUUUUGUAGAGACGGGAUUUCACCAUGUUGGCCAGGCUGGUCUCAAACUCCUGACCUCAGGUGAUCCACCCGCCUCAGCCUCCCAAAGUGCUGGGAAUACAGGUGUGAGUCACGGUGCCCGGCCUAGUCUUCCUGCUCUAGGAAGGGACGUGUUUGGGGAGGAAAUCCAGGGCAGCUACCUUUGUGAGUUGUCCUAAUGCUGCGUUCAGAGUUCCACACGUUCAACAAGCAUCUGACAUUUAAGGAAAGUGAAUGUAUGUCAUGAAAGACAGAUGAACAAAGAACUGAUCUUGAAGAAAAUGUAAUCAGGAAACGAGAUAAUUCAAGAACAAAAACCUGUGAAGGACUGAAUGUGUCCCCCAAAAUGUGUAUGUCGAAACCUAAUCCCACAUAGGAUGGAAUUAGGUAGGGCCUCUGGAAGUUGAUGAGAUCAUUAGCGCCCUUAUAGGAGGCCCGGGAGAGCUGCUUUGCCCCUUCCAGCGUGUGAGGACACAGUGAGGAGGUGUUGCCUAUGAGGAAACAGGCCCUCCCAGAUGGUGAACCUGCCGGUACCUUGAUCUUGGACUUAAGCCAUCUGAGCUGUGAGCCCUACACUUCCAUUCUUUAUAAAUUAUCCAGUCCAAGGUACUUUAGGAACCUGAAUGGAUUAAGACAAACCUGAUUAUGCCACUCCGAGAUUUGAGGUAACAUUUGAAUCUAAAAGAGGCUAUAUGAAAGAGGUUAUAAUAAAAAUGAUUUUUGACUAAAAAAUUGUUGGCCUAAGAUAAUUCAGUAGCAGGGCUGAAUAAUGGGAUGACUCAAAAUCAGUAAGCUCAAAGGCAAUUUCAAAGAAAUCUUUAUGUUUAGCAAGAAGACCAAGAUGACAAGAUGCGCCAGGAGACUUGGCCAGAGGACCUCCAGGCUGACAAAGUUUCCCCGAGGAAGUCAGAUUGGAAAAGUGUCCUCAGGUUCAAGGAAACCUGGGUGUGCACCGGGUGAAUGAGAGUGGCAGACAGAAGGAAACAGCAAGGCCUCUGAGGUAGGAGGGACAGCGUUUUUGAAUGUGAAAUUUAUUCCCUGAUACAUGUUUUUAAAAAUGAAUCUUGCUGCCCUUAGAAAAUGAACCCCCGAACAAGGUAAGGUCGAGCUGGCCCCUCGUGUCAUCCGACUUUGCGUUGUGGCCCUGCCUGCAGAAACGUGUGCUCUGCUACAGCCCUGGGAGGAGGGGCCGGGCUCCCAACUCCUGCCCCGCUUCUAGCACAUGCUGUGCUUGGCCACUUCUCUGCCUCUUAGUUUAACAGCAGCACUGGGCAAGGUUUGCCCUCUGCACACCAGACCGGCUUCCCAAGAACCGGGGAAGAGGAGAGGGCAUGCCUGGGGCCUGAGCUUAGUGGGCCGGGUGGAGGCAGGAGGUACUGCAUGGAGGAGCGUGGACAGUGGCAUGCAGGAGGCCAGUCAUUCUGCGGUUUUAGCUGGAGGUUUGUUUUUGGUAGUUUGUAGAAUCAUCAGAUUUGAUGAUGAAACUUUUUUUCCAUAAAUGUUAAAUUUUCAGACACUUGUAUUUUUUUUUUCCUUUUUUUUUUUUGAGACUGAGUCACUGUCGCCCAGGCUGGAGUGCAGUGGUACUAGCUCGGCUCACUGCAACCUCUGCCUCCCAGGUUCAAGCGAUUCUCCUGCCUCAGCCUCCUGAGUAGCUGGGAUUACAGAUGUGUUUCACCAUGCCCGGCGAAUUUUUUUUGUAUUUUUAGUAGACACGGGAUCUCACCGUGUUGGCCAGGCUGGUCUUGAACUCCUGACCUAUGGUGAUCCGCACCCCUCCCCGCCCCCCCCGCGGCCCAGCCUCCCAAAGUGCUGGGAUUACAGGCAUGAGCCACUGUACCCAGCCCUGUAUUUUCUUUAAAAACCAAUUUUGGGCCGGGCACGGUGGCUCACGCCUGUAAUCCCAGCACUUUGGGAGGCCGAGGCAGGCGGAUCACGAGGUCAGGAGAUCGAGACCAUCCUGGCUAACAUGGUGAAAACCCAUCUCUACUAAAAAUACAGAAAAAAAAUGAGCUGGGUGCGAUGGUGGGUGCCUGCAGUCCCAGCUACUCGGGAGGCUGAGGCAGGAGAAUGGCGUGAACCCAGGAGGCGGAGCUUGCAGUGAGCCCAGAUCACGCCCCUGCACUCCAGCCUGGGUGACAGAGCGAGACUCCGUCUCAAAAACAACAACAACAACGAAAAAACGAUUUUGGCAUGUUUUGUAAGUUGCCAGACUAUUGGAUAUACCUCUUAAUCAUACUUUGUUUGAAAUCCUUUGUGGUUUCUAAAGCACUAGUAGCUUUCUGAAAGGAAAAUUUUUAAUGAAUGAAGCAUGCUUCAUCCUGCACAUCCCCUCCUGCCCCAGCACCCCUACUGCCCAUGCGCCUCUCCUGCCCCAGCACCCCUACUGCCCCAGUGCCAGGCCUUUUCUAGCAGCUCUCAUGGGUUCAUCCCUGCUGCGGGCAUUGCUCCACCAAGGGGCAGUGCUCUCCCUGCCGGUAAGUGUUGGAACUUCACGUUUCCCUCUAGUUUUCUCUUUACAUUUUAACAUACACUAUUAUGUGUCAAUAUAUUAAUUAUAUAUUAAUUACAUUUAUAGAGGUUAGGUAUAUAUGGCAGAUCAUAUCUGAGCGUGAAUUACAUUCUCCAAUAUUUUUAUUUGUCAUGAUUUAUUGCAGGGUUCACUUAUUUGAUCUACCCCAACUUAACACACAUUUCCAAGAAAAUAUCCAUCACACUAGAAAGAAAGAAAGAGGAAGGAAGGAAGGGAGGGAGGGAGAGAAGGAGAAAGGAAGAAAGGGAAGGAAAAUGGAAUGGAGGAAGGGAAAAAUGGAAGGAGGAAGGAAGGAAGGGAAAGAAUGAAGAAAGCCAUUUGUUCCUGCAAACCUAAACCUCUUUGUAGUAAGUUCUGGCAGAAGGUGUGUUUCUGGAGUUAAACUACAGGCUUGGAAAUGGAAUUUCUUAGCCUAAUUUCUAAAUUAGAACUGCUUAUGCAAAUUAACACUCCGUACAUUUCAACAAGCAGUUGGCUGAUUUCUUCUGUCCACUCCACCUGCAGAUGCAGAGGUGGCCCCAUCCUGUGAUGUGCCACCACAUCCCUUUUCAGUGAAGGGCUUUGUUGGCUGCUGUGGGCAUUCUCAUGGCCUCUCCAGGGAUGGCCUCCACUGUAGAGACCUAUGUCACCAAGGCCAGGCCCUCUCAGGGGGCUCCAUCCAACGACCAUUCUGCCUCAGGGUAAGAGGCCCGGCCCUCUCAGCCUGAGUCCAUUCUGGCUCCAGAGCUCCCUGAGAGCUUGCCUGGCAAGUUACUCUUGCAAUUCUAGCUUCCAGCAGGCGUUGAUUUCUGGGGCACUUUUGAUAAACUCCUGGCAGGAAACUCAAUCUCUGGGGGUCAGAGUCCACUUCCUGGGGAGCCCAAUCUGUGACCCCUAGGAGUGGGGACCAUGGAAGCACUUGGCUCUCCAGCAUGUGCUGAAUAGGGGGCGCUGCCUGCAAUGUCCACGUGGAAACCUGGCUGGGAGAAUGCCUGUGUGCUCUGCAUGGGGAUGUAAAGGUGUGAGCAAACCUUCUUCAGAGAGGGGAUGUUCAAUGCGAAAUUUGAACAUUGGGACCUGAAAAACUGAUGGGCUGAUGGGGUCUGCCCAUGAUUGGCAGCCUUCAUAGAAUCACGAGGGAGGAGCACAGGCCACCCUAGACAGGAGGGGUCCCCUACUGACAGGGAGGUGCUGUCGGGGCAGCAGGCACGUGCAGGAAAACGGAAAAGCAGAGUAAUUGAAUGUAAAUCAUGCAACUCCACUACAGUGGCUAGAAGCCUGGAUGGGCAACUUGGCUGAGUGAUGUUGGGCAAGUUAUUUAAUAUCAGUAUUCUCAGUUUUCUCAUCUGUAAAGGGGAUUAAAUACUUCCUUCCCUUACAGGGCUGCCCUGGUCUUAAGUAAUGCCCACAGAGAGCUUAGCAUUGUUCUUGGCAAGUCACUAGUACUCAGUAAAUACUAUUUUUAUUAAGAAGGUAAGAUUCACAGGACUUAGUGUCUUAACUAGAUGUUGAGAGUAAGGAGAAGAGAGAAUACUUCUCGGAUGAUUGUUCAGUUUCUGAUGAAUGUCUGUUCCCCUUUCAAAACCUAAUUCAGAUGUCACUUCCUCCUCAAAGCUCUCGCCCCGCGCCGAGCUACUGUGAUGUAUUUUUAUGACCUGGCAGCUUUUUUCUCAUAUCCCUGUUAGCGGUAUGUGGUAAGAACAUGAGACACAGAAUCAGAAACCAUGGAUUUCUGGUCUUGACUCCACUACCACUCAGAGGAACCUCACGGUGGAUGCCGUAAGUGUUUACACUGAAAAGGAUUUUCACGAAAACCUGCAUUUUCAUUUCGUUCACAAGAGAAUUAUGAGACUAGAAAAACAACAAUUCUUAGUAUACCACAGACUGUGGUGCCUAGGAAUAACAGACAAGCUUUAACUCACACGAUGAGCAUCUUUAUUUAGCUCUGCUUUUAGAUAUCUGCAUGAUAAAGAUGAGUGAUCCAACGUUAGAAAUCAUCUGGACAUUAAAACUGAAUUGUAGGCAGGCGUGGUGGCUCACACCUGUAAUCCCAGCACUUACGGAGACCAAGGCGGGCAGAUUGCUUGAGCUCAGGAGUUUGUGAGACUAGCCUGGGCAACAUAGUAAGACCCCUAUCUCUACAAAAAAUAUAAAAAUUAGCUAGGCAUCAUGGCCUGUGCCUGUAGUCCUAGCUAUUGAGGAAACUGAUGCAGGAGGAUCAUUUGAGCUCAGGAGUUUGAGACCAUUCUGGGCAAUACGGUGAAACCCUGUCUCUACAAAAAAAUGCAAAGAUUAGCUAGGCAUGAUGGCACAUGCCUGUGGUCCCAGCUACUCGGGAGGCUGAGGCAGGAGGAUUGCAGGAGGUUUGCUUGAGCCGGGGAGGUCGAGUCUGCAGUGAACUGAGAUUGCAUCACUGCACUACAGCCUGGGUGACAGAGUAAGACCCUAUCUCAAAAAAAAGAACUAAUUGUAACAAACUAUCUUUCAAAUUAUAUCAAAACAGUGAUUCAUAAAUUCCAUGUUGCCCAGAGAUCAUGAGGAGCUCUUCUAUGAUUUGACAGUGCAAUUACUGAAGGGGAAGACACCAUGCAAAUACAUGGUAAAAAUAUUCAAAUUAUUACUGAUUUGACACAAAAUAUUGAUGUAAAUAACAUAAAACUGUAAUAUGCCAUUAUGAUGACAUUAAUGAAAAAUUGGUUAAUGAAUGUCAUUGAAAGAGCAUGUACAUCACUAAAUGUUCUUAGUCACUGAAAGUGUGAAAUAGCCUCUAAACUCAUAUGUGGAAAAAGAACUUGAAAAAGGUUUCCAGAAAUGUGACAAUUCUAGUACUUUCAUGACAUUUUAAAAAAGGGAUUGUAAAGACUGAUGAAACCCUUAAAACCUCUCAAGAAUUAAAAAUCAUUUUUGAUCAACAGAGUAAACUGAUUUUUUAUCUCUGUUGAAAGAUAUUUUUAAAAUCAUUGUCCUAUGGAAAAGUCAUAUAGAACGUUUGCUGUUUAAUGUAGCACAGAUGUAUCAAAAAGCCAUGCCAGGCAGUUAUAGAUAUCUUAGUUUUCUGGAUUUUGUGACGUUUGUGGUAUUUGUCAGAUUUUUAAAAUUUGUGAUUUGUUGGGAUUUGUUCCUCAUUCACAGGUAAUUUUAUAUACUUUUGUAUUCACUUUCGAAAAGAAGGCAACUCUAAAUUUUAUGAACUUCAAGUGCUAUAAAACAAUUACCACAGUAAAUUUUGAAAAAUUCACCCCAAAAAGAAACCUUGUAUCCAUUGGCAGUAACUCCCUAUGCUCCGCCAUUCCUCUCAGCUCCCUGUCUGGCAACCACUUCCUGUCUCUUCAGAGUUGCCUCUUCUGGACAUUACAUAUAAACGGAAUUAUACACUAUGUGGCCUUUUAUGACUGGCUUCUUUCACUUAGCAUAAUGUUUUCAAGAGUCAUCUGUGUUGUAGCAUUUGUCAGUACUUCAUUUAUUUUUGUUUCCUAACAAUACUCCAUUGUAGGGAUUGACCACACUUUAUCCAUUCAUUGGUUGAUGGACAUUUGGGUUGUUUCCACUUUUUCUGCUGUUGUGAAUAACAGUGCUAAGCACAUUCAUAUGCAGUGUUUGUGUAGAUAUAUAAUAUGCUUUAUUUUCUCUUGAGUACAUAAAAGUGGAGCCUCUGAGUAAUAUAAUAACUCUAUGUUUGGUGUUUUGAAGAAUUGCUAAAUUGUUUUCCAAAGCAGCUGCACCAUUUUAUAUCCCUACCAGCAAUGCAUGAAGCUUCCAGUUUCUCCACAUCAUCACGAAUACUCCUUAUUCUCUCUCUUUUUAGAUAUAGACAUUCUGGCAGGUGUGACAUUGUAUCUCUUGUGGUUUAGAUUUGCAUUUGGAGCAUGUCUUAUGUGCACUUAAAAAUAUUAAUAUCUAUUCUGCUGUUGUUGGGUAAACUGUUCUAUAGAUGUUGAUAUGGCUUCGCUGUGUCCCCACUCAAAAUCUCAUCUUGACUUGUAAUCCCCAUAAUCUCCAUGUGUCAAGGGUGGGACCAGGUGGAGGUAAUUGGAUCAUGAGGGUGGUUUUCCCUACUCUGUUUUCAUGAUAGUGAGUCUCACAAGGUCUGAUGGUUUUAUAAGCAUCUGGCAUUUCCCCUGCUUGCACUCAGGCUGUCCUGCCACACUGUGAAGAAGGUGCCUUGCUUCUCCUUUGCCUUCUGCCAUGAGUGUAAGUUUCAUGAGGCCUCCCCAGCCAUGCUGAACUGUGAGUCAAUUAAACCUCUUUCCUUUAUAAAUUACCAAGCUGCGGCUAUUUCUUCAUAGCAGUGUGAGAACGGACUAAUACAGGUGUUUUUUAGGUCUUGUUAUUGUGUCGUUCACGUCUUUUAUUUCCUUGUUGAUCUUACUCUUAGUUGUUCUAUCCAUCAUUGAAAAUGGGGCAUUGGCCAGGCGUGGUGGCUCACGCCUGUAAUCCCAGCACUUUGGGAGGCCAAGACCAGCAGAUCACUUGAGGUCAGGGGUUCGAGACCAGCGUGGCUAACAUGGAGAACUCCUGUCUCUACUAAAAAUACAAAAAUUAGUCAGGUGUGGCAGUGCGUGCCCGCCUAUAGUCCCAUCUACUUGGGAGGCUGAGGCAGGGGAAUUGCUUGAACCCUGGAGUCAGAGUUUGCAGUGAGCUGAGAUCAUGCCACUGCGCUCCAGUCUGGGUGACAGAGUGAGACUCAAAAAAGAAAAAAAAAAAAAAAAAAAAAAAGAAAGAAAAUGAGACAUUGGAUUUGUAAGUUUCUGACAGGUUCAUUUUGCCUGCUGCCCAGAUAGAGCCGAUUUAUGAGGACAGGGAAAUUGCAAUAGAGAAAGAGUUUAAUACAUGUAGAACUGGCUAAACAAGAGACUGGAGUUUUAUUAUUACUCAAAUCAGCCUCCACAAAAAUUUGGAGGCUAGGUCUUUUCAAAGAUAGUUUGGUGGGCAGGGGUUUGUGUACUAAGAAACUAAAUGUUUCUUGUGUACUAAGUCAGCUUCUGGGUGGGGGCCAGAGGACCAGUUGAGCCAAGAAUUCAAGAGGUACAGGUUCAAGUAGGGCCAUCUGGUUGUCAGAAAUGCAAAAGCCUGGAAAGUCAUCUCAAAUGUUAGGUUCUACAAUAGUCAAGUUAUUUAUAGUAAUUGGGAAAGUUGCAAAUCUUGUGACCUCUGUAGAAAAUAGGUGGUAAUCUUUACACCUAUAUCUUAGUAGAAUUCAGGCCCCUCACUUCCUCCUAACCUGGUAGCCUUUCAUUAGUUUUACAAAGGCAGUUUAAUUUUGGGGGGCAGGGCUAUUAUCAUCUAAACUAUAAACUAUAAUCGUUUGUCCCAAAGUUAGCUUGGCCCAUGCCCAGGAAUGACCAAGGGCAAUUUGGAGAUUAAAGUCAAGAUGGAGUUGGUUAGAUCAGAUCUCUUUCACUGUUAUAAUUUUCUCACUGUUAAAAUUUACAAAGGCAGUUUCAAAAUCUGAAACUUUUAUUGUUAAAUUAUGUAUUUAUUCCUUUAGUUCUGUCAUGUUCUGCUUCUUAUAUUUUGGAACUCUGUUGUUAGGUGCAUACAUAUUUAUAAUUGUUAUAUCUUCCUGAUGGAUUGGUAUUGUAAUCACUGUAAAAUACACUAUUAUCAUUGUAAAAUAUUCCUUUUUAUCUCUAGUAUUUUUUGUCUGUUUGACUUAAAGUCUAUUUUGUUUGAUAUUAGCAUAGCUAUUCUUGCUCUUACUGUGGCAAUUUGUAUGAUACCUUUUUCUUUUAGCCUAUUUAUAUCUUUGAAUCAAAAGUUUGUCUCCUGUAGAUAGCAUAUAGUUGGAUAAUUUUUAGUUCUUUUGAUUGGAUUGUUUAAUUCAUUCAUUUUUAGUGUUACUAUUGAUAUGGCUGGAUUUGUGUCUGCAAUUUUAAUUUUUGUUUUCUAUAUGUCUCGUGUUUUUGUGGCUUUGCUUCUUCUUCUUUGCUUUCUUUUGCAUUAAGUAUUUUCUAGUUUAACAACUUAAUUUCUUAAAUUAUUUUUAACUAUAUUUUUACGUAUUUCCUUAAUGAAUGCUUGAUGGCUCACAAUCUCCUUCUCAGUUUAUCAGAAUCUACUUAAGUUUAUACUAACUUAUGUCCAGUGAGAUAGAAACACAUUUCUUCUUUAUAGCUCUAGGUCCUCUUCACUUGUUUUUGUGCUAUUAUUGUUAUACUUACUACCUCUGUAUAUGUUACAAGCCCAAGAAUACUAUUCUACUUAUUUAUAUAAUUUUAUGUUUUUUAAAGAACCUGAGACUGGAAGUGAGGGAAAUAGGGCGUGCAGGAAGGAAGGAAGAGGAAGGAAAAGUGUGUGAAAGGGGGCUCCACCUCCUUUAGUGGAUACCCUGAGCUUAUUUCCAGGGGCCUUUGUAAAUUCCCAGUGACAACUCUUUGGAAGAUGAAAUCCCCCUCUUCCCUGCAUCUUAUUAGAACAGUGUAUCCUGGAGGACAUCCCUUGCCUUUCACCAAGUGACCCUAUACUGGCGGCAGAACUUCUCGAUUUUGCGGAUUUCAAAAUGGCUCCACGUACUCAUAGUUUUCAUGACAGACUUCAUUGCGAUAGUCAAAUACUGUUCCACUUACUGCAGUUGCCUACAGUCUGGGUUUUGUUCAGUUGAAAUUAAAUAAAUUUUAUGCACAAACCUUU